AUGGAUCUCGAGCAAUCAAAGCUGCACCUUGAGCAGUUUUUUCAAACAAAUCAGGAUCAGCAUGAGCUCCUCACCGCUUUGGGAGCCUUCCUCAACACAGCACCUCGCAGAGUCGAACGCCCUGGCCUCUAUGUGACGGAGAUCGAAGAACGAAUCGAAAUCUUCGAAGAUAUCAAACGAUCUGUUCAUCGACACGCUAUCAAACGUCGGGGAUUACUCUCCGAUGCGCUCCAGUCAAUUCUCGGCAUGUUCUGGACCAGUGCUCGCGGAGCGCGGCUCCAAGCUCUGAUCACAGAUAAUGCCCAUAUCCUUGACACAGCCAAAAACAUGAUUUGUCUGACUCCGACACUACACUCUUGGUGGGCGAACGCAUAUUUUGCGCUAGAACCCUAUGAACAGCUCCCAAACGGGGUUCGAAUUAGGCUGAGAUGGUUGAAAAAGACCGCGUUCGUCCCAUGGCAGGCGAUGCCGGAGCCUAGGACAGAUCCCCGGGACUACCUUAAUUGGCCCGGUGAGCAGGAGGGAAUUCUGGGGAUCGUUGAUUUUGAGUCGGGCCACCCACUCAUUGAUGGGUCCCUCUUCGAUCUCGUAUCAGAUGACGUCGACACUCAGGUCUCGUGGGACCUGAUCGAGAUCCAAUGGGAUCUUUUGAGGAUGGCGGCGUUAUCCGGGGCGGGUGAGGUGGCAGACGAUCCCAGAUGGGAUAGUGAUAAAUACUUUGUAGAGUUGUUUGAAUCCCUCCAUGAAGAGGGCAUGCAAGGCCCCGCGGACAACGCACCUUCAAGCAGUCGAGGUCGUUAG
Molecule: messenger RNA, 801 nt
Organism: Scedosporium apiospermum
Lineage: Eukaryota; Fungi; Ascomycota; Sordariomycetes; Microascales; Microascaceae
Exons: 2
Coding region: 1-801 (266 amino acids)
Source: RefSeq, a predicted model, not a curated record